AUGCGCAUAAAAGCCCUUGUGGCACAUCGGAUGCUGCUAGUGCCCGUGACCGACCACUCACACACUUUCCAAUGGUUACUUGACGAGUGCAUACGCAGGGCAGGGAACCCAGAAUCCCCCAUACAGCACAGGGACCACACAGGAGAUAGUGCAGAUGCACAGGAAAGUGUUGACAAUAGUGAAUGGUGCUUGUAUACCAUAGACGGGUAUGAACUUUUUGCCUCAGAUCGCGUGCUGGAUGUGCUGGAGAAGGAUGACGAGGUCAUGGUUAUGCGAAAGGGAGGGAAAGGUGGUGCCUUUGCAUCGGAAGGUAUCAUUCCGAAUCUGUCAGAUGAUGGGGUAUAUGGUGCAGGUGUCAAUUUAAACACAUAUCUGAAUAUGGGCACUGGUUUACCAGGACAGGAUUCAAAUACAAGUACUAAUACAAAUAUAGAUGCAAAUGCAAAUGCAAAUGCAAAUGCAGGUGCAAAUGUAAAUACGAAUUCGAAUGGGAUGCCCAUCAAGCUACCGGGAGCUUCUGAUGUGUUUUCGGGUCGUUUGCCCGACGUUAGGGGUAGUGCGGAUCCUAGUUACAUGCCUAAUCUACCUCAACUGAAUGGAUCAAACAUGACUGGUAUGACGAAUGGAAGCAUACAGGGUGGUGUGAGUGGUUUAAGCGGCCGCCAGAGCCUGGGUAAUAUAGGUAAUAAUGUAAAAUCGAAUCACUCUACAGUCUCAAACGAUCCGGUGCACGCAUAUACUAGAAGCUCGAUACAUGAAAAUGUAGCAGGGAACAGUACUUUCUUAGACACUCAUAAUACAGAAACGCCGAACAUGAGUACGGGAGUAGAUGCUUCGAAGGGUGAACUGUAUAAUGUUGAACAACUGAUUUUGGAUCUGCAGGGACAGGGCUAUGAACUACCCGAGUCGGUGUGCGAGGUAGAUAAUAAUCUGAACGAGUUGAGUUUGCCGGUACCCCCACAAUCGCAGACACAGCCGCAACCGUACACCCAUGCAAACGCAGCCGAUACACAUACAGGUGCGAACGGAGGUGGUCUCGUACCACCUGUACACAAUGCCGGGAAUGCCGGUAGAGCCAGCGAUACCUAUGGAACACCUCUGGGCAACUUACGCACACCUCUGAGCUCACAGCCGGUUAUACACACCGGGCACGAAGCAACCCAUAAAGAUACGGAUACUACCACUGCCGAUAUACCUCUUGCGGGCCCGAGUAGCGUCCACCCUAACGCACAGGCAAAUACAACACAUAAUACAGGUCACAUACUAGUUCACUCACAUAGAUACGUCACACACAUACAGGAUCGCCCAGGCCGAUCAAGAAGGAAACCAUUCAGGAUUCUGCUGGUGAGGCACGGUGUCUCUACUGCGAAUCUGGACCCCUCGGUGUACGAGUAUACGCCGGACCACCGCAUACCCCUGGCACCUGAGGGUAAAACAAUGGCCAGGAAAGCCGGCGAGGCGAUAUCCAAGUACUUUUACGAAGUGUAUAAAGAUCCCACGAAUGCUGGACACAUCCGCAUGUGGCACAGCCCUUACUUACGAGCCGUUCAGACUGCAGAAGCUAUCCGAGACAGUUGCGGUCAGUGGAUCACAGAUGCACGCGAGAACCCUAUGAUCGCUGAGAUUGAUUACGGGCUGUUCGAGGGGAGGGGACGGACGUUUGCGCAAGAUCUGGGGAUGCAAAAGGAGCUCACCCACUACAAUCUGCGUGCGAUGCAUUCCGGGCGGUUUUGGGCCCGAUUUCCUCUAGGAGAGUCGCCUUUCGAUGUGUGCCAACGCGUGGCCAUGUUCAACGGCACCAUCGUCAGAGAUCGUGAUAACAGGGCAAACAAUAAACCGCCGAUUGAUACGAUUAUCGUUGUGUCGCAUGGCAUCACCUUGCGAGUCUUCAUGAAGAUGUGGUGCCAUCGAUCGCUUGAUUGGUACGAGAACGAAUGGAAUGGUAACAAUUGCUCUGUACGGUUGGUAACAUCAUCGGGCGAUAAUGGCUACAUGUUUAACGGCUUCGAUGCCCACGACUGUACUGUGGAGGCACCCGGGCCUUCUAGCUACUCCAAGUCUAGGACCCAGACCGCUCAAAAGGAACUCAAGAAAAGGCAAGGGUCUAUAGUGCUCAAUAAAAUCGACCUCCCCUCGUCACCCUCCCGUGGUCGGCGUGGAAGCUCCCAGCCCUCCAAUUCGGUAGUACGCACAAGAUCCCACGAGAAACAACUUAACAACGAGAGACAGCUCAACAGUAUAGUGGUGAAUCAGGUCACCUCCUAUCUCGAAUCACACUCAGGGCACAGUGCUUCGGUCAAUAGUGGCGGUCCUCUAGACAACAUUUCGGAAGGCAACGAUAACUCGGUACCAGAGACCCAACUAGAAAAGGAACUUGGAAGCUUGGGUAUGCGAUAUCGAUAA
Molecule: messenger RNA, 2403 nt
Organism: Sphaeroforma arctica JP610
Lineage: Eukaryota; Ichthyosporea; Ichthyophonida
Exons: 8
Coding region: 1-2403 (800 amino acids)
Molecular function (GO): phosphatase activity
Source: RefSeq, a predicted model, not a curated record